Molecule: messenger RNA, 2489 nt
Organism: Archocentrus centrarchus (flier cichlid)
Lineage: Eukaryota; Metazoa; Chordata; Actinopteri; Cichliformes; Cichlidae
Gene: syn1
Product: synapsin I
Exons: 14
Coding region: 361-2328 (655 amino acids)
Biological process (GO): neurotransmitter secretion
Cellular component (GO): synaptic vesicle membrane; synaptic vesicle
Molecular function (GO): ATP binding
Source: RefSeq, a predicted model, not a curated record
AGGAUGACUGGGAGUGACGCAGGGCAGACGGAAAAAACUGGGGCUCGAGGAGAAGGACGGCGGUGAAGCAAGGGCUGUAGCUUUAUUUAUUACAAGUCUCAUGCCUGACGACCUGCCUGCACAGAGGUUAUGAGAAUCAGCUGUAUGCAAGAUUUUCUGUGACAACAGACAAUUAAUAGCGAGGAAUCAUCAAGUCAUCCUUGGGGCAGAUCAGUUUGGAUACACUCCCAGGUAACAUCGAUUCCUGUUUGUGCACAUGGGAAAGUAGCCUAGUCAUUCAUUUUUCUUGCUGAACACCGAGUUGUAAGUCGCAUUUAGUGUAUUUGGACCCCUCCUCUCUCAUUUCAACAAAUCUCCACCAUGAACUACCUGCGUCGACGACUCUCGGACAGCAAUUUCAUGUCCAACCUACCCAAUGGCUACAUGACCGACCUCCAACGCCCCGAUCCGCCGCAGCAAAGCCCCGCAGUGUCACCCGGGCCGUCGGAGAGGCGCCAGUCCACCAGCCAGCAGCAGCAGCAGCAGCAGCAGCAAUCUGGAGGUGGAGGCUCCGGCUUCUUCUCAUCCAUUUCCAACGCUGUCAAACAGACCACAGCUGCUGCGGCUGCGACCUUAUCGGAGGCAGCGGACCGGGCAGGAGUCUCCAGCAGUGCCAAGAUCCUCCUGGUCAUCGACGACCAGCAGACUGACUGGGUGAAGGUCUUCAGAGGAAGGAAGAUCCAUGGAGAAUUUGACAUCAAGGUAGAACAGGCAGAGUUCUCUGAAAUCAACCUGGUGGCCAAUGCCACAGGCACCUACAAUGUGAACAUUGAUGCAAUUAGGAGCGGCCAUAAAGUUACUAAAUCCUUUAAGCCAGACUUUGUGCUGAUCAGACAGCAUGCUUUCAGCAUGGACAAGAAUGGAGACCACCGGAACAUAGUGAUUGGACUGCAGUACGCUGGAUUGCCAAGUGUGAACUCUUUGCACUCUCUCUACAAUUUCUGUGACAAACCCUGGGUGUUUGCUCAGAUGUCUAGGCUCCACAAGCAGCUGGGCUCAGAGGAGUUCCCUCUGAUUGAGCAGGUUUACUAUCCAAACCACAAGGAAAUGAUUACUUCCCCUCGAUUUCCUGUAGUGGUAAAGAUGGGCCAUGCUCACUCAGGGAUGGGAAAGGUGAAAGUGGACAAUCAGUAUGAUUUUCAAGAUAUUGCUAGUGUUGUGGCACUGACCAAGACUUAUGCCACAUCUGAGCCAUUUAUUGAUGCAAAGUAUGAUGUGCGCAUUCAGAAGAUUGGUAGCAAUUACAAGGCUUACAUGAGGACAUCCAUUUCUGGCAACUGGAAAACUAAUACUGGCUCAUCUAUGCUUGAGCAGGUGGCCAUGUCAGACAAGUACAGAAUGUGGGUGGAUUCUUGUUCAGACAUCUUUGGAGGGCUGGACAUCUGUGCUGUAGAGGCGCUACAUGGUAAAGAUGGCAAGGACUACAUUAUAGAGGUUGAUGACUGUUCAAUGCCACUGAUUGGAGACCAGCAGGAUGAAGAUCGUGUUCAUAUUGCAGAACUAGUGGUUUCCAAAAUGAACCAGACUGUUCCACGCACUUCAAGCUCUUCCACAGUCCGUGCAGGACAGCCAGCACAGAAAGCAGCGUCUCCUCAGCCAGUCUCACAGCCGAAAGUCCCACAGUCUCAACAACGUCCUUCACCACAGGGUGGACCUCAGCAAAGCCCCCCAACUCAGCAGCGUCCACAGCCUCAAGGUCAACCUCCUUCACAGACCCAGCAAUCUGCUGCCAGCCCUGCCACUGGUGACCCCAGUAGCCAGGCUAAGGCAAGCCAAGGGCCUGCAACUCAAGGCCAGAGACCUACAUCUGGUCAGGGCUCUCCUCAACGAAGCCAAGGAGGAUCACCUCAAGCUCAGAGGCAGCAGUCUGUAUCACAGCAGCAGAAACCCUCUGCAGGCCAAAAACCUCCUGGUGGUCAGCCACAGCAGCAGAGGCCUGCCCACCCCCCUAGGCAGCAGUCACAGGGCGGGACACAGCAACAGAGGGCUCCUGGCCAGCAAGGUCGACCUGGAGCACCCACCACCCAGCAGCCACGCCCUGCUGCUCAGGGCCAGGGGGGCCCAGGAGGACGACCCCCUCUGCAACAAAAGCCUCAGCCUCCACAGAAGCCUAGUCAGGACAGCCCAGCUAUGGGAGGCUCUCCACAGCUAAACAAGUCCCAGUCUCUUACCAAUACCUUCAACAUUCCAGAAACCCCAGCGCCACGAGCCAGCCUUAGCCAGGAUGAAGUGAAGGCUGAAACCAUACGCAAUCUACGCAAAUCUUUUGCCAGUCUCUUCUCAGACUGAGAUGGCAUAAGCCCCUCUUCCCUCUCCUCCUGAAAGAAAAAGGGACAGGCAAACUGAAGGACAGACCCCUUCUUCCCCCACCGAACAAGGACCAACUUGGAUGCCAUCUUCAAUUCAUGUACACUGAGCCUGAUAUGAAAAUGUACACACUUGAUAGCCAC